Messenger RNA from Sesamum indicum (sesame), 2343 nucleotides. RefSeq names its product mitochondrial editing factor 18 (gene MEF18). Gene Ontology annotation, biological process: RNA modification. The record is from RefSeq and is a predicted model, not a curated record. Gene Ontology annotation, molecular function: RNA binding; protein binding. NCBI's taxonomy places the organism in Eukaryota, Viridiplantae, Streptophyta, Magnoliopsida, Lamiales, Pedaliaceae.
UCAGUUCUCUCUCUGCGGUGAUGACGUCUAAUGAACAUCGCUUACGGGCCAAAAUGUUCACCUUUCUACUUCCAUUCCUUCUCAACCCACAUCAAUUUCAAAUGCUUCUCCACAAUUUCCCCUCCUACCCUCCAAAUCCUCUUGAAGAACACUCCCAAGAAACCCAAUUCUCUAGAGUUCUCACUAGUUUCUGCACUCAAAUCCAUUUCAUCAUCCCCUUCAUUAGUCUCUCAUGGGCAGCAGCUACAUUGCCUUAUACUAAAAUCUGGGUUCAACUCCAAUGUUUUCAUACAAAACAGCUUGAUCAGCAUGUAUUCGAAAAAUGGGCUGCUUUCAUUUGCAAAAUCGAUUUUUGAUUGCUCCCGGAGGUUGGAUACGGCGUCGUGGAACAUAAUGCUUGCUGGAUAUGUGAGAUAUGGCCGUCUGCGUGAUGCCAAUGAGAUGUUUGUGAAGAUGCCUCUGAGAAAUUGUGUCUCGUAUACGACUAUGAUCAUGGGUUUGGCGCAAAAUGAGUACUAUGAGGAUGCGAUUGCGCUUUUUAGGGAAAUGAGGUUUUCAGGAGUGGUCCCUGGAGAAGUGACAAUGGCUACUGUUAUCUCGGCUUAUGCACGUAUUGAUGGCGUUGGAAGAUGUUCGAAGUUUUUGCAUGGGUUGGUAUUGAAACUUGGUCUUCAUGCCCCGGUGAUUGUCGCGACUAACUUAGUUCACCUUUACUGCAUGAGUUCGUGUCUUGGUUUGGCCCGAAUACUUUUCGAUGAGAUGAUAGAAAGGAAUGUGGUUUCGUGGAAUGUGAUGCUGAAUGGUUACGUCAAGGGGGGAUUCGUAGAUUCGGCCAGGGAGCUGUUUGAGGGAAUUCCUGGAAAAGACGUGGUUUCUUGGGGUACCAUAAUUGAUGGAUACGUGCAAGUCGGGAGAGUGAGAGAGGGUUUGGCACUCUAUUGUGAAAUGAGGCACACUGGGUUAUACCCCAAUGAAGUUAUGAUUGUUGAUAUAAUUUCUGCUUGCGGGCAAGAUGCAAAAUUUAUUGAGGGUCAGCAAUUUCAUGCAUUAGCUGUGAAGAUGGGGUUAAAAUGCUAUGACUUCGUGCAGGCAACGUUGGUUCAUUUUUAUGCAACUUGUCGAGAAGUUGAACUCGCUUGUUUGCAGUUUGAAGAAGGGAAUAAGAAACAUGUAGCCUGUUGGAAUGCCCUUAUAGCAGGACUAAUUAGAAACAGAAUGGUCAAUGAUGCUAGGCAUUUAUUUGAUGAGAUGCCAGAACGCGAUGUUUUCUCUUGGAGCUCUAUGAUUUCUGGUUAUUCACAUAAUGGGCAGCCUAAUUUGGCUAUUGAACUUUUUCAUGAAAUGGUGGCCAAAGGGAUCAAGCCAAAUGAAAUUACCAUGGUCAGUGUUCUCUCUGCCAUUUCUGGUCUGGGCACAUUGAAGGAAGGAAGAUGGGCUCAUGAGUACAUCAUUAGUAACUCAAUACCGAUUAAUGACAACCUGAGUGCAGCAAUUAUUGACAUGUAUGCCAAAUGUGGGAGUAUCAAUCUGGCUUUGGAUGUGUUUGAUCAAAUUCAAGAGAAAACCACAGACGUCUCACCUUGGAAUGCGAUUAUAUGUGGCUUGGCUAUGCAUGGGCAUGCAGAAGUGUCCUUACAAAUUUUCUCAGACUUGCAGAACCGAAAUAUAAAUCUCAAUUCAAUUACAUUCAUCGGAGUCUUGAGUGCGUGUUGCCAUGCUGGCUUGGUGGAAGCAGGGGAAGUGCAUUUUAAAAGCAUGAAAAAAAUAUAUAGUUUAGAACCAGACAUUAAGCAUUAUGGAUGUAUGGUGGAUCUCUUAGGGAGAGCUGGAAGAUUGAAGGAAGCAGAAGAGCUCAUAAAAAGCAUGCCUAUGAAGGCAGAUGUUGUCAUAUGGGGUACACUAUUGGCUGCAUGUAAAAUGCAUGGUAAUACAGAUAUAGGAGAAAGAGCUGCUGAAAAUUUGGCUAAGGUGGAACCAUCACAUGGCCCGAGUAGAGUUUUACUGUCCAAUAUUUAUGCAGAUGUAGGCAGGUGGGAUGAUGCCUUUUCAGUGAGGAGUGGAAUGCGAAGGGAAAAACUGUCGAGAUCACCAGGUUAUAGCGGUGUUGUGUAACAAUAUGUCAAGAUGAGAGGUUGUAGUGGUGGGGUAUAAUAUUCUGGAUUGCUCGAAGAAAGCUUUCUUUAAGAAAAUCUUAUGAAGCUGCCCCUUGAACUGUUGUAUUAUACUGCAAUACAUUGGAAUAUCUAGUAAGAUUGGAGACGUUGGAAUGUCUGGUAAGAUUGAAGCAGUUCAUACUUUCAUCUUAACCUUCCCGAAGAACUAUUGGGAUUCAAGAAACAAUAA